ACGCGGUGAAGUUUGCUGAAAGUCUUGCAGUUGCUUCCCCGCCCGCGCCAGCCGGGGAGUUGUGACGCAGCGUCUGGGGCUCCAGGCCCGGACAGAGAAGAGAGGGAAGAAGAGGCGGGGAGAGAGGGAAGCGGAGAGCGAGAGGACGAGCGCACACCGGGGUCCUCGUGGACCCCGCGGUUCCUCCUCGCCCACCUCCCCUUUCCUCUCCCUCUCGGCGCUCUGCCUCGGGCCCCGGCCCCAGCCCCGCGCCCGCUCCUCCUCCUCUUCCCCUCCCACGCUGCCCGCUUCACUUCCCCUCUGCCCCUCAAAUCCUCCUCCCUGGUUCUGCGCUCCUCCCUCCGCCCUCCCUCCGCCCGGCCUUCCUCCUUCCCUCCACCUCCCCUCCUCUCCCCGGGAGGCAUCACUUCGUCCCGACCCGGAGGAAGACGCCAGCCCCUCGCGGGCGGUCACCAUAGCCCAGCGCCGGGCUACCACCGCGCGCCGCGCCCGUGCACCCUCGGUCCCUGCGUCCCCCAAGCGCCACGCCGAGGGCAUGGGGCCAGGCCGGCCGGCCCCCGCGCCCUGGCCUCGUCACCUGCUGCGCUGCGUCCUGCUCCUCGGGGGUCUGCAUCUCGGCCGCCCCAGGGCCGCCGCCGCCGCCGCCGCCCUCCCGGAACCCAACGUCUUCCUCAUCUUCAGCCACGGACUGCAGGGCUGCCUGGAGGCCCAGGGUGGGCAAGUCCGAGUCUCCCCAGCCUGCAAUGCCAGUCUUCCUGCCCAGCGCUGGAAGUGGGUCUCCCGAAACCGGCUCUUCAACCUGGGCACCAUGCAGUGCCUGGGCACAGGCUGGCCAGGCAGCAACACCACUGCCUCCCUGGGCAUGUAUGAAUGUGACCGGGAGGCGCUGAGCCUUCGCUGGCAUUGCCGCACACUGGGUGACCAGCUCUCCCUGCUCCUGGGCGGCCGCUCUGGCAACACGUCCAAGGCUGGCAGCCCCGAGCGUGGUGACCAGACUCGCAGUGGCCAGUGGCGCAUUUAUGGCAGUGAUGAAGAUCUAUGCUCCCGGCCCUACUAUGAGGUCUACACCAUCCAGGGGAACUCCCACGGGAAGCCGUGUACCAUCCCGUUCAAGUAUGACAACCAGUGGUUCCACGGCUGCACCAGCACGGGCCGCGAGGACGGGCACCUGUGGUGCGCCACCACCCAGGACUACGGCAAGGAUGAGCGCUGGGGCUUCUGCCCCAUCAAGAGUAACGACUGUGAGACCUUCUGGGACAAGGACCAGCUGACUGACAGCUGCUACCAGUUUAACUUCCAGUCCACGCUGUCGUGGAGGGAGGCCUGGGCCAGCUGUGAGCAGCAGGGGGCAGAUCUGCUGAGCAUCACAGAGAUCCACGAGCAGACCUACAUCAAUGGGCUCCUCACUGGCUAUAGCUCCACACUGUGGAUUGGCCUUAACGACCUGGACACCAGUGGUGGCUGGCAGUGGUCAGACAACUCGCCCCUCAAGUACCUCAACUGGGAGAGUGAUCAGCCGGACAACCCGAGCGAGGAGAACUGCGGAGUGAUCCGCACGGAGUCGUCGGGCGGCUGGCAGAACCGCGACUGCAGCAUCGCGCUGCCCUACGUCUGCAAGAAGAAGCCCAACGCCACGGCAGAGCUCCCGCCUCCCGAUGUGUGGGCCAACGUGAAGGUGGAGUGCGAGCCCAGCUGGCAGCCCUUCCAGGGCCACUGCUACCGCCUGCAGGCUGAGAAGCGCAGCUGGCAGGAGUCCAAGAAGAUGUGUCUGCGGGGUGGGGGCGACCUGCUCAGCAUCCACAGCAUGGCCGAGCUGGAGUUCAUCACCAAGCAGAUCAAGCAAGAGGUGGAGGAGCUGUGGAUUGGCCUCAACGACCUGAAACUGCAGAUGAAUUUUGAGUGGUCCGAUGGGAGCCUCGUGAGCUUCACCCACUGGCACCCCUUUGAGCCCAACAACUUCCGGGACAGCCUGGAGGACUGUGUCACCAUCUGGGGGCCGGAAGGUCGCUGGAAUGACAGUCCCUGUAACCAGUCCUUGCCGUCCAUCUGUAAGAAGGCAGGCCAGCUGAGCCAGGGCACCGCUGAGGAAGACCACGGCUGCCGGAAGGGUUGGACGUGGCACAGCCCAUCCUGCUACUGGCUGGGAGAGGACCAAGUGACCUACAGUGAGGCCCGGCGCCUGUGCACCGACCAUGGCUCUCAGCUGGUCACCAUCACCAACAGGUUUGAGCAGGCCUUUGUCAGCAGCCUCAUCUACAGCUGGGAUGGCGAGUACUUCUGGACGGCCCUGCAGGACCUCAACAGCACCGGCUCCUUCCGCUGGCUCAGCGGGGACGAGGUCAUGUACACCCACUGGAACCGGGACCAGCCCGGGUACAGCCGUGGGGGCUGCGUGGCCCUGGCCACGGGCAGCGCCAUGGGACUGUGGGAGGUGAAGAACUGCACCUCGUUCCGGGCUCGCUACAUAUGCCGGCAGAGCCUGGGCACGCCAGUGACACCCGAGCUGCCUGGGCCGGACCCCACACCCAGCCUCACCGGCGCUUGUCCCCAGGGCUGGGGCUCAGACCCCAAACUCCGGCACUGCUAUAAGGUGUUCAGCUGGGAGCGGCUGCAGGACAAGAAGGACUGGGUCCAGGCCCAGGGGGCCUGCCAGGAGUUGGGGGCCCAGCUGCUGAGCCUGGCCAGCUAUGAGGAGGAGCAUUUUGUGGCCAAUAUGCUCAAUAAGAUCUUCGGUGAAUCAGAGCCCGAGAUCCACGAGCAGCACUGGUUCUGGAUCGGCCUGAACCGUCGAGACCCCGGAGCUGGGAAGAGUUGGCGCUGGAGCGACGGCCUCGGGUUCUCUUAUCACAAUUUCGACCGGAGCCGGCACGACGACGACGACAUCAGGGGCUGCGCAGUGCUCGACCUGGCCUCCCUGCAGUGGGUGGCCUUGCAGUGCGAGACGCAGCUGGACUGGAUCUGCAAGAUCCCUCGAGGCGCGGAUGUGCGGGAGCCCGACGACAGUCCGCAAGGCCGGAGGGAAUGGCUGCGUUUCCAGGAGGCCGAGUACAAGUUCUUCGAGCACCACUCCACGUGGGCGCAGGCGCAGCGCAUCUGCACAUGGUUCCAGGCGGAGCUGACCUCCGUGCAUAGCCAGGCCGAGCUGGACUUCCUAGGGCACAAUCUGCAGAAGUUCUCUCGGGGCCAGGAGCAGCACUGGUGGAUCGGCCUGCACACUUCAGAGAAUGACGGGCGCUUCAGGUGGACAGAUGGUUCCGUUAUAAACUUCAUCUCCUGGGCACCCGGCAAGCCUCGGCCCAUAGGCAAGGACAAGAAGUGCGUGUACAUGAUGGCCAGCCGAGAGGACUGGGGGGACCAGAGGUGCUUGACGGCCUUGCCCUACAUCUGCAAGCGCAGCAACAGCACCCGAGAGCAGCAGCCGCCAGACCCGUCGCCCACAGGGGGCUGUCCUUCCGGCUGGAGCCAGUUCCUCAACAAGUGUUUCCGAAUCCAGGGCCAGGACCCCCAGGACCGGGUGAAGUGGUCAGAGGCACAGUUCUCCUGUGAACAGCAAGAGGCCCAACUGGUCACCAUUGCAAACCCCUUAGAGCAAGCAUUCAUCACAGCCAGCCUGCCCAAUGUCACCUUUGACCUUUGGAUUGGCCUCCAUGCCUCGCAGAGGGACUUCCAGUGGGUGGAGCAGGAGCCUCUGCUGUACGCCAACUGGGCCCCUGGGGAGCCCUCCGGUCCCAGCCCAGCUCCCAGCGGCAACAUACCGACCAGCUGUGCGGUGGUCCUGCACAGCCCCUCAGCUCACUUCACUGGCCGCUGGGACGAUCGGAGCUGCACAGAGGAGACGCAUGGCUUCAUCUGCCAGAGGGGCACGGACCCCUCCCUGAGCCCAUCCCCAGCCGCGUCGCCCCCUGCCCCGGGCGCUGAGCUCUCCUACCUCAACGGCACCUUCCGGCUGCUGCAGAAGCCGCUGCGCUGGCAUGACGCCCUCCUGCUGUGUGAGAGCCGCAACACCAGCCUGGCCCACGUGCCCGACCCCUACACCCAGGCCUUCCUCACGCAGGCUGCCCGAGGGCUGCGCACGCCACUCUGGAUCGGGCUGGCCAGUGAGGAGGGCUCCCGGCGGUACUCCUGGGUCUCGGAGGAGCCGCUGAGCUACGUGAGCUGGCAGGAUGGGGAGCCCCAGCAGUCAGGGGGCUGCGCCUAUGUGGACGUGGAUGGGGCCUGGCGCACCACCAGCUGUGACACCAAGCUGCAGGGGGCUGUGUGUGGAGUUAACGGGCCCCCUCCUCCCCGAAGAAUAAGCUACCACGGCAGCUGUCCGCAGGGGCUGGCAGACUCGGCCUGGAUUCCCUUCCGGGAGCAUUGCUACUCCUUCCACAUGGAGCUGCUGUUGGGCCACAAGGAGGCGCUGCAGCGCUGCCAGAGAGCGGGUGGGGCUGUCCUGUCCAUUCUGGAUGAGAUGGAGAAUGUGUUUGUCUGGGAGCAUCUGCAGAGCUCUGAGGGCCAGAGUCGGGGCGCUUGGCUGGGCAUGAACUUUAACCCCAAAGGAGGCACCCUGGUCUGGCAGGACAACACAGCUGUGAACUACUCCAACUGGGGGCCCCCUGGCCUGGGCCCCAGCAUGCUGAGCCACAACAGCUGCUACUGGAUCCAGAGCAGCAGCGGGCUGUGGCGCCCGGGCGCCUGCGCCAACAUCACCAUGGGCGUGGUCUGCAAGCUCCCUCGCGCUGAGGAGAGCAGCUUCUCCCCAUCAGCAGCCCUGCCGGAAAACCCGGCGGCCCUGGUGGUGGUGCUGAUGGCGGUGCUGCUGCUCCUGGCCCUGCUGACCGCGGCCCUCAUCCUCUACCGGCGGCGACAGAGCGUGGAGCGUGGGGCCUUCGAGGGCGCCCGCUACAGCCGCAGCUCCUCCGGCCCUGGCGAGGCCACUGAGAAGAACAUCCUGGUGUCCGACAUGGAAAUGAACGAGCAGCAGGAGUAGAGCCAAGGGCGUGGUCAGGGCCGGGGCCGGAGGAGCUGGGGAGGCUGGGCCCUGGGUCAGCCGGCCCCCCACCAGCUACAGUCCAGUUGGCCUAUGGAGGGGUAUCCUUGGGAGCCGCAGUUGGGGCUGGGGCUGGCAGGGCCUGGGCUGGUGGGGUCCCUCCCUCCCAUGGGGGCUGGGCUGAGACCUGGCUGAGUGCAGUGUGGUGUUUCCCUUUUGGGGGGCCCAGAGGUUGUCACCUGGGCCUGUGCCCCCCCAUGGUAACCAGAGGUAGGAUAGGAGCCUCUUUCUGCCUCUUCCUCCCUAGCCCCCCUCCCCAGCCUGUACCCUGUGCCCCAGGACCCCCUUCUCACUGCAGUCGGAGGAGCCUCCCCUGCGCCCUCAGCCGGCCUGUCGCUUUUCUCCUUCCCCGGCAGCCUCAGCUCUGAGCCCCUCACCUCACUCCCUUUACCUUUCCCCCUUCUCACCCAGUCCUUCCUUCUGAGCCAGGGCCCUGGGGUUUGGGGCACCCUCUUGCUCUUGGUGGGGGUCAGCUGAGGGGGCUAAGCAUUGUCACUCCUGUGCCUGCUGGGGUAGCUGUGGGGUGUGGCAGGAGGGACCUGGGCUGUGUCUGAGAACCUGGGCACCACUGUGGUGUCAGUUGGGCUGGAGACAGGACUGGGGAGAGACACCUUGACCUCCCGGGGGUGACCCGGCUGGGCUGGGGUGUCAUCUCCUGCCGGUCAGGGGAGGGCUCUGUCCCCAAAGAGUCCCCUGUGGGGACCAAAAUAAGUUCCCUAACAUUUCCAGCUUCUGGAUCUAGUUUGGAGAGAGAGAGGGGAAUUGCCAGCAUCCUGGGGGCCUCAGGGGCGGAAGCCCGGGGACAGCACCACGUGCCCACCCUCUAGUGGGGCCCAAAGGAGCAGUGCCCAAGCCCCUGGAGUGGCCCCGCUGACCCACCCAGCACCUUACCAGGAGGCCAGAAUCCCAGCCAGAAUCACCAGUCCUGGUGCUGUGGCACAGGAUAAUGUGAACACAGACUCAAAGACAUGGUCCUUUUUUGUAGUUCCUAAUUUUUUUUAAUGUGCCAUUAUUGUUUAAAAAAAAGAAAAGAAAAGCAAACAAAUAAAACACCUUUAAGAGGCUUGAGAGAGAAGGGUUCCUGCUUUGUCCUGUUGUGAGCCGUGUCCCUCAUAUUUGGGAGUUCACAUCUAUUUUGCUUUUUAUCUCAGGGCCCCGUGGAGAGACAUUCUUACCCCCGUCUCUUCUUCCAGGACCUCGCCCUUCUCUGUUCUUGGGGAUUUGUGUGUGGAUGAGGGAGCUCAGGAGCCAUUGGACAGGUGUGAACGCAGGCAACUUAGCUCACCUUCCAGUGUGUACAGUGGGAGAACUGGACCCACCUCUUACGGUUCCUUUAAGGAUAGUUGAGAAUUAAAUGAGAUCACCUGUGCAAAGCAGUCAGAUCACCUGUGCAAAGCAGUCAGAACCAUGCCUUCAUGCUCUUGUAGGAAUUGCCCCCUGAACGCCAGCUAAGACUGCUAUUUCUGGGCUGCAGCUCCCAGGGGAGCAUUCCAGGUGCCCAGGCCAGCCCUGCUGGGGUCCCCACACCACCAUCCUUCCAAGGCAGCUGGUCAGACCUGCAUUUGAGCAAGAAAGGAGUGCACAUUUGUCCCUGGGGAGCUCUGGCUCUGAAACCACCCAGAGGCAGGGGAGUGGACCACAGGACCUCCCUCCCACCCACCUUCACUCAUCUGCUCAUUCAUUCAGGAUGUUUGAGCUGGAGAGAAAGAGAGCUGCCAACAAAGAGAAGGCCCUGCCAGCCAAGGAUGGUCAGCUAUGCCAGGGGGUGCUAGGUGCCGAUGGGAGGGGACUAGUUUGGACUGGAUGGUUGGGGAGGGUCUCACUGGUGAGACUGGAACAUGAAAAAAGAGGUAGGGGAGGGGUGCAAACAUCUAGGCCAGGUCCUGGGCAGGGGGAAUAGCAAGGGGGCAGGCCCCGCUGAGGGGUCCCUGGUGCUUCAGAGGACCAGCAGGGAGGCCAGGCCAGUUGGAGUGUGGGGAGGGGCCUGCCUGAGGCCUUGAGGGCAGCGGUGGAGAGUGUGGAUGUUCCGUACAGCAGGCAGUCAGUGGGAAUGGCUAGUCUGACCUUUCCAGAAGGUGGUUUGGAUCAGGACUGCAGCAAUGGUCAGAUUCUGUGUUCAUGUGUGUGUGUAUUUGCCUCAUUUGUGAUUUUCAAAAGCAAGUUUCUAAUUUUCUGAAUAGGUAAUACCAUCACGUGGUUCAAAGCCUUAACUUAAAUGAUAUAGAAAGAUAGACAUUGAGAAGCCCAAAGCUUGUGGCCUGGCAGCAGGGUAAAUGGGGUGCCUUUACUGAGUUGGGGAGCUCUGAGGAGGGCUUGUGAGCUCCUUUUCUGAGUCCAAGACUGAGGCCAAGCCCAAGGCCCUCCUCCGGCUCUCUCCUCUGCAGCAGCACCGGGAAACACGGAGGGGCCCGGUCACUUCAGGGAGGGAGCCUCAAUCCUGUGUGUGUGUGUGUGUGUGUGUGUGUGUGUGUGUGUGUGUGUGUGUGUGUGUGUGUGUGUGUGUGUGUGUGUGUGUGUGUGUGUGUGUGUGUGUGUGUGUGUGUGUGUGUGUGUGUCCUUCAUGAUUAAUAUACUUCAUCCUGGAGUGAUUAGCUCUCCAAAUUGGGGAGCAGUUCCCUUUGUGAGUUAAGUGCCCUGCCAUGAGCCACAGCUCAAAGAUCGCUGGACCAGGCUGCUUGGAGCCACCCUGGGCAGGAGCCCCCUGGGAAGCUGGCUGCUGACCGCUGCCCCUAGAGAGAAGAAAAGCUGAGUGGUGAAGGCAGGGGCGUGGGCUCCCAGGUUGGGGGUGGGGGGUGAGGGGUGGGAGGAGCAGCUGAGGGCGCAAAGACCUGUAUGCCUGGUGGCUGCUGCAGGUCUAGAGGUUUAAAUCACUCCAGAAAUACCUGUCUGCACUCUACACUUCUGUCCUUGGUGGUUCUAGUCCUUGCCCUGAACCCCACCCCAAAGCAUUUCAGACAGCUUCACAGGCACCUGGGGGCUCCCCAUAGACCUUGUUCUGCUUGGAGGCUCCUGUCUGCCCUAAAGAGGGAGGAGGAUGCCCCAGCAUCUCUGUCAGGCUGGAGGAAGGCUCCUGGCUCAGGGCCAUUUGCCUCUGACCCCCAGGCCAGUGCUGGCUCUGGUGGAGAAUGUGGCAGAACCUCCUUUCUUUCUGCUCAUUUCAAUUCCAUCAGCAUUAGGCCCCUCCUCUAUUUUCCAUCUUUGAUGCGCUGAGACCCAGCCCCGGGGCCUGGGCAGAGGGCACUGAACCCCGGCACUGAGCCCAGCCUGCACUUGCAGGGCUAAACUGGCUCACCUGGACAUCAUGACAGCUUGCUGAAUCGGUGAAUGAAUGGGAGAACAGGGCUGCUCUCCAGAGAAUGGUGUAGGGCCUUCUCACAACCUCUUCUUGUCAAGCCAGAGAUGGCUUCCUCCCAGGUGUCCUGGCAGUGCUAGCCUGGCCCUGUGGGCAGUGCUGUGAAGCUGCAGGGGUGGGGAGCCGGCCAGCCACACCACAUGGCCCUCCUGGAACGGAGCUGGCCACGCCCUGCCAGGCUGCCUCGAGCACUAGGGCUUCAGCCUGCUACAGGGACAAGGGAAAGAAUUGUGUCUUGAGGGAGGACCCCAAGAAAGGCAGGCAGGAAGAGGGAGGAAAGGAGAUGGAGGGAAAAUGGAGGGGUCUCGAGCGGGACCGGUAUGAGAUGAAAGGGCCUAAAUGCUCAGGCCUGUAUCUCGGGGGCCAAGGCUGCCAAGAGGCCCAGGGGAGGCUGACUUCAGCCCUGACUCCCACCAGACUUGGCCCUGCUGGAGCUGCAGAUUUCAAUCCUUGUCCACAAAAGCAGGCAGGGAGCCAAUGCCAAAGAAAGGGACGAGCAAAGCAGCAAGCAGGCAUUUCCCUGAAAUGGAUUCAUCACUGGCCGUCGAUGCCCCAAACUGACUAGCUUCGGAUAUUCACCACCCCUCCACCACCCUCUGCAUGCCUGGCCUCCACCAUCCUUCAGGGUCCUUUCCUGCACCACGUGGCCCUGGUGACCCACUAUGCCCCUGACUUCCAGAGCUGGCUGGGGAUGUAACCCUCUCUCAGGCUGGCCAGGAGCAUGGCUAACAGACCAACUUUACCCUGUAAACUUGGGGGCAUCACUUAACUUUCCUGAGGUUAGGUUUUGUGAUGGUUACAUUUUUGUGUCAACCUGACUGGAAUAAGGGAUGCCCAGAGAGCUGGUAAAUCAUUAUCUCUGGAUGUGUCUGGGAGGGCGUUUCUGGAAGAGACUAGCAUUAGCAUCAAUAAACUGAGUGAAGAAGAUCACCCCUCUCAGUGUGGGUGGGUGUCAUCCAACCCGUCCAGGGCCUGAAUACAACAAAAAGAUAGAGGAAGGGCGAAUUUUCUCUCUGCUGAGACGGGACAUCCAUCUUCUCCAGCCUUUGAGCAUUAGCACUUCUAGCUCUCGGAACUUUGGACUCCGACCCGGACACAUAGGACUGUCCUCUCUGGUUCUCAAGCCCAGGUUUGAGCUGCAAUCAUGUCUCCCGCUUCCCUGGGUCUCCACCCUGCAGAUGGCUGAUCGUGGGACUUCCCAGCCUCCGUGAUCGUGGGAGGCAGUCCCUCAUGGUGAAUCUCUUUCUGUAUGUCUCUAUGGAUCCUAGUAGCGCUGUUUCUCUGGAGAGCCCUAAUACAGGUUCCUCCCAUGCGAUGUGGGGUUAACAAUAUCUGCCUCAUAGGCUUAUUGUGAGGAUUAGAGAUACAUGUAAAAUGCUUAUCCCCGGGCCCAGCUCAUGGGAAGUGCUAAGUGGCACACGUGGGCUCCUGUUACCUGUUUGAUUUUUUCUAUAUCUGUCCCAUUGCCCCAGGAAGGCAGAGCUCCAAGAAGGUGGGCAUCAUGCAUUUCUCCUGUGUCCUCACUGGCUGACACAGCAUUGAUGGUUGGUAAAAGCUGCUUAAAAAGCCAAAGGCUUAGAGAGACACUGUGUCCCGUCCAGUGUGCCUCCACCUCUAAUAGAUUCCAGCUGCACUCACCCAGUCAUAGAGGAAGGAGGUAGCCCUUUUCGUUGUCUUUUUUUAAAAAUUGAAGUAUAGUUGAUUACAAUGUUGUGUUAAUUUUUGGUCUACAGCAGAGCGAUUCAGUUAUAUAUAUAUAUAUUCCUUUUCAUGAUACGCCAUUACAAGGUUUUGAAUAUAGUUCCCUAUGCUAUACAGUAGCACCUUGUGGUUCAUCAUUGUCUUUUAAAAAUGAGACUCAGUCCUUUUGGCACCUCAGGCAGACCCCGGGGCUGCAGUGGUGCUGAAUCGAUGGUACAGGUAGUUGUCUGUUCUGCUGCGUCUCCCCCACCCCAGACCUCACAGGAGACACUCCUGGCUGCACCUGUAAAUCCUUCAAAUGGUUUCCAAAAACCCAACAUUGGCUGAUGUGAACCUGUAGCGAUCUCAGGGUAGCUGCCUCAAACACUGUCACAUCUUACAGUGGGUUUGGCCUGUCAGAAUGUUUACCCGGCCGCCUCAAAUUCCAUCAAGCUCUCUAUGAAACUUAUUUUUAAAUAUGCAUUGUCCCUUCUUAGACCUUUUUCAGUAUUGGCUCCUGGACAAGUCUUUCAUCUUCAGCCAACCUUAAAGUUCAGUUAAAAAGAAAGGCCUAUUUUCUCAGAAUGAUCAAGGCUUGGGGCUCUGUAUGUGAAUGGAGGAACCUGAGGUUUUAGGAAUUUUAUGUAUAUCAUGGAGAUAUUUUCAACUUGAGCGGCUCUUCUGGGCUCUGUUAACAUUCAAAGAUGUCCCUUUGUUUGUAUCUUGGAUCCAGGCUGCCUAGUUGAAUCUACUUGUUUGCAGUGGUUGAGUGACUUUGUCUAAGUGUGGAAUGGAUCAGGGCAGUAGGACGAGAUUUUGACGUAAUUCAACUCUAGCCCUCUGAAAAUCCUGUUGGCACCAUCAUUUAUUUCGGGGACCCCCUUGGCAGCAACACCUGCAGCGGCCGCUCCUGGUCUGAGGAGGGCGAGACUUGAGGGUGGGAGGGAGAAGCACCUCUUCCUCUUCCUUUCACCUCUCUCUCUUCUUUUCUCUGUCCCUUCUUCCAUUUUGCAGAAAAUCUACUGAGGCAUAUUUUAUGAUUAUACUAUAGAGUUCACCCAUUUUAAACACACAAUGAGCUCCAGUAAAUUUAUCCAGUUGCAUAAACGUUACCGGGAACCAGCUUUUAGAAGCCCUUCAUCAUCCCCCAAAGUCCCCUCGAGUAGUCAGUCUCCACUCCUCUCUCCAACCCCAAGUGACCACUGCUCUGUCCCUACAGUUUGGCCUUUCCUAGAAAUUGCAUACAAAUAGAACCGUACAGCAUGUAGUCUUUUGUGUCUGUCUUCUUUCACUUCCUGUAAUGUCUUUGCAUGUAUUAGUAGUUUAUUAUUAUUAUUUAUUUUAUUUUUUCACUUAUCUUUGUUUCCCUCUCUCUCUCCCACACACAGACACACACACACACAGAGUUGUCUUACUUUCUCUGCUCUUUUUUCACCCUGGCACAGAUCUGGUCAUUAGGCCCUAAGACAUAAUUGGGAGUGAAGUGUGGAGUCCAUGCACCAAACCCUCCUAAGUGGGUGCCCACAGAGGUGGUUGGGGUGGCUGGGCAGCCAGCCUGUCCCAGCCCAUGGGGGUCCAGGAUGCGUCCUCCCCGGGGGGCAGGAGAAGGGCAGGUGGGGUGGGGCUAUGAUGGGGCUUCCCUCUCCUCUGAGUCUGAGGCCUGGACCCUUUGUCUGAGGAAACUGGAAUAAGCACAAAGCCAAGCUGGGUGAAUAAAGUCAGUUUACUGACUCUACUUGGGCUGGAGUGAGGCCUGCAAGGGCACCCUGGGCAGAGGGACCCCAGGCCAUGGAGCCUGUGGGGGCUGCUGGGUCCUCUUGGGCUUCCGGGCUUCCAGGCAGCAGCAGGGCAGCCUGCGGGGUCCCAAGUGGCCUGGGCUGUCUGAGACCGGGCUGGUCAGUUGCUGUCUGGAGAUGCUCAAGCCAGAUCCCAAGAAGAGAGUGGCAUAAGGUGAAAAAGAUAAGUGGGAACACACUGGUUUCGGUUUUGGUAAAGAGGAGGAGGGAAGGAGGGACAUGGGGAUAGAGAAAGGGCAGCUGAGGGGACAAGCUUCUGCUUCACUCCGGGGGCAGCUUCCUUGCUAGACUAUCCGCCUGUUGCUUUCACAAAUGCCGCUUUCAUUUCCGUCUCCCAA
This is a messenger RNA of Camelus dromedarius (Arabian camel), 12198 nucleotides long. RefSeq names its product mannose receptor C type 2 (gene MRC2). Bases 536 to 4972 code for a protein of 1478 amino acids. NCBI's taxonomy places the organism in Eukaryota, Metazoa, Chordata, Mammalia, Artiodactyla, Camelidae. The transcript is spliced from 30 exons. The record is from RefSeq and is a predicted model, not a curated record. Gene Ontology annotation, molecular function: signaling receptor activity.